UCACCCUGCCCGACAUUGGGGAGGAGGUGGUGGCGGAGAGCGAUGCCGAAGAGGUGGCGUACAGCUCGCGAAGCCCCAGGAAAUCCAGACUGCUGAAGGAAGGAUUGGGUGCUGUCAUGUUGACCACAUGAAAGGGUCUUCAGCUCUUCAUGCUGCUGCUACAGCAGUCUUCAGGAAGGGACUAUCCAGAGGUCCUACAACUCGAUAUCAUUCAGGAAAAAGUGGAGAAUCUCUUCCAGCAGUUUUUGAGAGAAAUGUGCAAGAAGCCAUCAAUAACUACAGUUGUGAAAUGCUUUCAUCAGUUUCAUCUACUGAACAUGCAACACUCACAGACCUGAAUAAUUCUUGGUCUGGAAUAAAAAGCUGUACUACUGGUUUGUCUACUGAAAGAAGUUCUGCUUACUCUUGGAGGGAUGAUGAAUUUGACGAAGCCAACACACAGAGAGUGCAUCAGCUAUUCUGGGAUAUUGAUGAAAUGCUGUUUGAAGGAAAAGUGACCUCUCAAACUCAGAACCUGCAGGCAGAAUGCGCUGACUGGGUUGAGCGAUCUCUUCAUCUAAGGAUUCUGGGAAAGCAGCUCGUGUCACCAAAGAAUGAAGGUUUUCAGCACUUUGAAAGCAAUAGUGAUAACUCUGUGGAUACUAAGUGUUUACCUGGUCUUCGUGAACGUACUGGUAACAUAAAAGAACUCUGCAUUUCCGGCUCUAAGUUGAUUCCUAAAGUAUCUCCAGUACAGAAAUCACCAAGUUCAGGUUCCACUAUGAUUCGUGGCUGUGAGUCAUCCACAUAUUCAUUCCUGGAAGAAGAAAUCUAUGAUGCUGAUGGAAAAAUGGAGGAAUAUCUUGCCUUUGACAUCAAGGAGCUUGAUGAUGAGCAUUUGGAGCAAAAGAAAAUACAUCUUGCUGAGAAGAGGAGAAAGCAUGGCAUUCCUCCUGUUUCUCCAAUGGCUUGUAUCGAGGAUGCUGUGGCUUCUGAAAUAUUUGAUCAUUUAUGGAGUAAUGUAAUUGGAAUAUUGGAGGAACUGAUCAAAAAACAUUUGGAAACGAAUGUCACAGAGAGUACCAAGCAGGCAGAGAAGCUCAAAGCUGUUACAGGUAAACUGCCAGCUGUUCGUGUUACAGCAGAUGCUGGCAGUGUCCUCCUUUCCAGAGGCUCUGAAGCACGAAGUGUGUCUUUCGGAUCUCAUUUAGCUUCAUCACAGCAAGAUAGGAAGCACAGAAGAGAUAUCACAACAGUCUCAGUUCUCCCCAUUGGCAUCCUUGGCUCUGAAGUAGUCCCAGCAGCAAAAAGAAGUGUUCAGAUAAGUGAUGUUCAGCCAUCUUGUUCUCCUUUCUUUUUCACCAGGAAUGAACAAGAAGACAAACCACAUAGCAUUAGCUCCAGUGCUCCAAAUUCAGUGCACACUAGUCUGGGGAGAAUUGCUGAUAACCAUGUUCUCUCAUCAUCUCGGGUACUGCUGGCAUCUGCUAGGAAGCUACCAAGCCAUUGUAGGUUACCUUCUCUCACUUCUGAUCAACUCUCCUCAAAAGCUCCUAAUAUGUACAAUGAUGAAAUCCUUAGGGGGACUAAAUUGUGUGCCAGCUUGGAUCGUUUAUCUUCUGGUUCUGCACAUACAGCUCGAAACAAGUUACCACCAAUAAACUUGGAAGCUGUUAAACAGUAUACUUCGGUUAUACCUCGGUUGCAACAGAGCUCUCAUCGAGGACAAUAUGCUCGUAGCAGAGUCUCAAGUGCAGUACCUGGAAGUACAGAGCAACAGCCAGUCAGAGAACGAACUCUUACUGAUCAGUUUUCAAGGCCCAGUACAACUCAUACGUUCAGGGCAGACAGAUCUCAGAAAAGAUCACUAACUCCCAUGGAUUUUUCUAACCACAGAGGAACAAGUCAAGGAUUUUUAAUAGGCUCACAGCAUUACUACAAAUCCUUUCAUAGAAAUCCUCUAUCUUCACGGAGGAGAUUUCAGAUUACUUCUUAAUGAAGUCUAGGAAGAAAGAGAAGCCCUCUGCACUGAACGGAAGACUAAAGUGCUCUAUUUGUCAGCUAGUAUCUUGUUUGACAAUGAACACAUGCAGUAUGCUGGUUACUGCUGAACCCUGUGAUCCUCUAGAAUACUUUUAUUACCUUGUUUUUAAGUUGUCUACAUCAGAUGUUAGAUUAAAAAUUAGAGCAAUAUAGAAUGAGUUCACUCUUUGCAGAGUCGAGAUGCUGCUAUACUUUCUUCUCAGGCACUCUUCCUCUUUCUAUCUUUCCUUAUGGAGUUGUUAUUCUAUCUGUAGAAGUAAAUAAGUUAUGUUUAUGCUGUAAAGUCCUGUUCCAACUUUUUCAUUUUUUUUUCUCAGUGUGAAAAAUGUUCUGAUCUAUCCAGACAUCAGUUCUAUAUAUAACUUACAAACAGGAGUUAGCUGCAUCUCCUAUUCAACUCCUGCUCCUACAUUUCUGCAUUUUUAUUCUGUCUGCUUAUUGCAGUUGCUCUCUUGUAAAAAUUUUCUGCCUUAAUUUUUCUUCUUCCUUUAAUUCUUUUGAUAUGAAAUUGUUUCACUACUUCUUAAGCUGUUCUAUGCUGUAGAACUGCUGGGACAAACUGUGGUUAUAGGAAGCAGUGUUCUGUCAGGCCAAACAUAUUUGUAGAUCCUGAAUAAUUGAACCUGCUUGCUGAUGUGUGAGUAAGACAGUUUACCCAUUUUUGAGAUUUCUUAUAAAAUAUUGGCUGUUACUGUACAAAUUAGACCUGUUUUUGUUAUGCUACCAAAAUGGGAAGAAGAGACUGGGAUUAUUUUCUGCCCAGAGAUCACAGUCCUUUCCACGUCCCUGGCUAUUAAUACUGUGUGCAUGCAGUCAGUGAUUCCUCCAUCCAUCAUAGCCAGAAAUUUAAGUAGAUGUAGUAGAAGAGCUGUUGAAAACAAGAAAGAGAAAAACUUAGUUGUUUGUCUGAAUAAUAAUUAAUAAUAACAUCAGGUUCUUGUACUUGGAAACUAAUACCAGUUCUCAUCACUUCUUUUUUAUGAAUGCUGGAGGUUUGGUAAUCCAAGACAAAGAGUUUGUAAUGUAUAUAUUUUAUAUCUGUACUGUUAAUAAGAUUUCUGGUUUGUAUAAAUGGUCAUCAAAUGCUGCAUUCUUUUGAGUAAAUGAAAGCAUUUUUAAGUUA
Messenger RNA from Meleagris gallopavo (turkey), 3145 nucleotides. The record is from RefSeq and is a predicted model, not a curated record. NCBI's taxonomy places the organism in Eukaryota, Metazoa, Chordata, Aves, Galliformes, Phasianidae.